Messenger RNA from Moesziomyces aphidis, 2073 nucleotides. The record is from the annotation of a GenBank genome assembly. NCBI's taxonomy places the organism in Eukaryota, Fungi, Basidiomycota, Ustilaginomycetes, Ustilaginales, Ustilaginaceae.
AUGCCGCUCGCACAGUCCAAGAACACCGUCGGCUUGGGUCGCGCCAUCCUCAACCGCCGCGCCAAGGAGGCCAAGCAGCGCAACCAGACCGAGUUCCACACCACCGACAUCAACAACUACGGCUCCGUCUCCAACCUCCGCUCCGUCACGCACGAGGGCGACCUCGAAGAGUUCCUCAACACCGCCUCCCUCGCAGACGCCGACUUCACCGCAGAACGCAGGAACGGCGGCGUCACCGUCAUCACCGCGCCCAACCGCGAGCGCACCCGACACAACCCCUACCUGCUCACGGGUCAGGAGGAGCAGGAGGUGCUCAAGAAGCACGUGCAGAACAAGGAGCGUCUGCGUGUCCCCAGGCGUCCCGAGUGGACCAGCGCAACCACACGCGCACAGCUCGAGCGCGCAGAGAAGGACGGAUUCCUCGAGUGGCGACGCGGCCUCGCACAGCUCCAGGAAGGCGUCGGCCUCGUCCUCACCCCCUUCGAGCGCAACCUCGAGGUGUGGCGCCAGCUCUGGCGCGUCAUCGAGCGCAGCCACCUCGUCGUCCAGAUCGUAGACGCCCGAAAUCCGCUCCGCUUCCGCUGCGAGGAUCUCGAAAAGUACGUCUCCAGCCUCGGCAUCGGCUCCACCAACGGCAUCGACUACCUCGAAGAGGACUCGCCGCUCAAGGGUCCCAGGAGCAACCUGCUGCUCAUCAACAAGGCCGAUCUGCUCGACGACCAGCAGAGGAAGUACUGGGCCGACUACUUUGACGCACAAGGUAUCCAGUACGCCUUCUUCAGUGCCGCCAAUGCCGCCGCCAUCCAGCAGGCAAGAGCCGAGGAGGAGGAGAGGCUGCGUCUCGAACAGCUCAAGCUCGAACGCGACGAUGACGAGGAAGACGAUGAAGACGAGUCCGAGGGCGAAGAUAACGACGACCAACACCCAGAGGAGGCUGCCAGUCAACCGGCAGCAGCCGACCAAGCCAGCCACGACUCGCAAGCCGACGCACACGACCAAGCCCAAGUCGUCGACGCCGUGACCGCCACCGCUACCACCACACUCUCGCCUGACCGCGAUCCCACACGUGUGCUCAACGUGCUCGAGCUCGAGGAGCUGUUCAUGGCAUGCGCGCCUCCGCUCGACACGUUUGCCAUCGACGAUCAGCCGGCGCCGUCCAAGCUCGUCGUCGGUCUGGUCGGCUACCCGAACGUGGGCAAGUCGUCGACGAUCAACGCGCUGCUGGGCGAGAAGAAGGUGUCGGUCUCGUCGACGCCCGGCAAGACCAAGCACUUCCAGACCAUCCACCUCUCGCCCACCACCGUGCUGUGCGACUGUCCCGGUCUCGUCUUCCCGCAGUUCGCCACCACCUCGGCCGAGCUCGUGUGCGAUGGCGUGCUGCCCAUCGACCAGAUGCGCGAAUACACUGCGCCCGCCGAGCUCGUCGCCAAGCGCAUCCCCAAGGACAUUGUCGAGGCCACCUACGGCAUCCGCAUCGACACGCUCACCGAGGAAGAGGGCGGCAACGGCGUGCCUACAGGUCUCGAGAUGCUCACCGCCUAUGCCGUCGCCAGGGGCUACACCAGGCAGGGACAGGGCAAUCCGGACGAGUCGAGGGCGGUGCGAUACGUGCUCAAGGACUAUGUCAAUGCCAAGCUGCUCUACAGCCACCCGCCGCCGGGCGUCGAUUCGGACGUCUACAAUGCAGCGCAGCGAGAGCGCGCCAGGGCGGCACUCGCAGGGCGCAAGUACGACCCCUCCACGGCGCAUCUGGCCGAACAUGCGGACGAGCUCGAUGCCGACCUGGAUGGCGAGCUGGCUGAGAUGGCCAGGAGCAGAGCGCCCGCAGGACCGCGUCAGUCGGCAAAGUCCAAGGCGCUCGACUCGGCGUUCUUUGACACGAUGGCCUCGGCACGCCCCACCAUCGUCGGCCGCACUGGCUUGCCGACCGCUGCGAUCCAGGGUCGCAUCGCCAACGACGGCUCGGUGAUCAAGCAGGCUCCCGGUGCCAAUGCGCAGGGCCAGGCGAACAGCAAGAAGCACAACAAGGCCAACAAGCGCAAGAAGCAGCGCUCGGGUGCCGGAUUCGACUAG